AUGUCCAGAGCUUUUACAAUAUUUUGAGCAAUUUUUUGGCUAUGAACCAUCUUGUUUUCGGUGGAAGCUAGAAAGAAGCCUAGGAAGGAAAAUACAGGCAAUACGCUGAAAUGAUUGGAUUCAAUGAAUCAUUUAGGAAAAUACGGCUAUUCUGAACCUAAAGAUGUUGGAUCAGACUCAAGCUUUUGUAUUGAGCAUUCGCAUAAUACUUGAUGUAAUAACACAAAUACAGAGUUUAUUAGGAGUAAAGUGGGUGUGAUGAGAGUUAACAAUCGAGACAUGACUCAAAAAUGUGCUGAAGUUUCCACCAAAAACUUCUGAUCUCUUUGUGACGGAGGGAUUAGCACUGGACUUAUUAAAGGACUAUGCCCUCAUCAGUGAGAGGAGUGGUACCAAGCUUGUAGAGAAGACUUUUUUACAGGAGAUAAAAGAGCAAAUGAUCUUGGUGCUGGAGAGAUAUCAUUUUGAAGCAAAAAUUCCUUAAUUUGCUCAAAACUCGAGGAAAUUUAUGAAGAUUCAGUUGAUUUUUGAACUCAAAUGGGACUUCAAGUUAAUAAAGAGAAUGCUCAAUGUUACGAUGGAAUUCCUUGGUUUGAGAAAUUUGGAAAAGCUAAGAAGAUCAAGAAGCCAAAAUCAAAGUCUAAAAAGAGAAAUAGCAAGAAUGAUUCAUACUAUGGAAGGGUACAGAACUAUUUCAACAGGCUUUCUCUAGAAUAUCCAAUCCUUUUCUUGUUGGCCUACACAACUCUCCUUCUCAUAGUUCCCUUCUGUAUUGGGUAUUUUAUUUACUGAAAAUUUUUUAUUCCAAAGGGGAGCUCCUACAUGGAUGAGGAUUUGAAAGAGAAGAGAAGGAAAAUCUUAGAGAAAAGAGCUAAGAAAGCCAAUAAGCAGAAAUAAACAAGUGUAAAGCUCACCUUCUAGUUCAAUUAUUUU
Molecule: messenger RNA, 933 nt
Organism: Moneuplotes crassus
Lineage: Eukaryota; Ciliophora; Spirotrichea; Euplotida; Euplotidae
Source: the annotation of a GenBank genome assembly